AUGAGUUAAACGUCAAAAUAAAUAAAAUCAACUUGUGUUACAUUAUUUUUAUUCAUAUCAUCAAUAAAAAUUUCAAAAUUUAGAAACGAUUUAUAGCAGUGUCGUCUACAUUAUAUGUUAUAUUGGCUGAAUAUUUAUCGUUCAUCUAACGUAGUUAUAUGUCAUACGAGAAAAAAAAACUGUAAUGCGAGAAAUUUAAUAUAAGUGCUCUUUACAUUGUUCAACCGAAUAAAAUAAAAAUAACAAAAUGUCUGUAGUAGGUCCAGAGUUUUUUAGUUUUAUCAAAAAAUUAGAAGAUAAUGGUGAUAAAUUAACACCUGGUUCACCAAUAGAACAACCUCUUGAGUUUGAAUUCAAUAAUUCAAGUUGUUAUAUCUGCAAUGGAUAUUAUGGACCUAGCUUUGGGGAGCCAGUUUGUAUUACUUGCCAUGCAUUUCUGUUCCCUGAUUUCCCAUCUUAUUUACCAAGCUCAUACUUCUGUAGUGAAAAAACUGAUGAUGGAGACUCGGGUAAUGAUGAACCAUCAGACUUAAACUUUAGCUCUGAGCGAAAGAUUAACAAAGCUUGCCCUUUACCUGCUUGGUGGUACUACAGAAAUUCUCUUGACAGUGAGACAAGUCCUGAAGAUGAAACCAGUCGCACCAGCAACUCAGGGCCUUGUGCCAGUGGCAGUGGUAGUGGAGGUAGUGGAUCUGGACCUUCGUCAGCACCUAGAGAGGGGAUUGAAGAUUUAGUUGGGCAAGGCCACCCUCCUCAGCCGCCUAGUCUUUCAAGAUCACUUCAAGCACUCUCAACACCUCGCCUUCCUGAUAACUUAGCCCCAGGGCUUGUGGAACACUUACCAUCUGAAGUGCUGCUGUGCAUAUUCCGCUACCUGGACGACCUGUCGCUGUGCGCGUGCGCGUGCGUGUGCGUGCGCUGGCGGCGGCUGGUGGUGGCGCGCGUGCCGCCGCCGCGCUGGGCCGCCUUCGCCGCGCGGCGCUGGCCGCUGUUCCGCCCGCUGCUCGCCAACAUCGACUGGCAGAAGAAGUACCAGUCGCUUGUGGAGUCGUGUUUCUGUCGUAACUGCCUGGUGCAGAUGUGCGUGCAAGCUCAGCCCGCCGGAGACGAGAACGCUUGGAGACGAAACAGACUCAAAAUUGAACUAAAGAUGUUGCGCAACGAUCCCCCGGAGGGCAUCGCGGCGACUCCGUUGGACGCCAAGUGCUGCCACUGGCAGGCCAGCGUCACGGGGCCCGUGGGCUCCCCCUAUGAGGGCGGAGUCUUCUACCUCUACAUUCAAGUCCCUUACUCGUACCCGAUGAGCCCGCCCGUGGUGCGCUUCCUGACGCGCAUCCUGCACCCCAACGUGUCGCGCCACGGCGACGUGGGCAUCGACUCCGUGCACCACAACUGGUCGCUCGCCCUCACGCUCUCCAAGGUGCUCAUCUCCAUACAGAGCCUGCUCACUGACCCCUACACCAACGUGUGCAUGGAGCCCGAGGUGGGCGCCAUGUACGUGCGCGAGCGCGCGCGCUUCGAGGCGCUGGCGCGGCGCUGGACGUGGCGCUACGCCAUGCACGACGUGCUGCCCGCCUGAGCGCGCCGGGCGAGACUGCCGGCUGUGCACACCCGCCACGUCACUCUCAUCUGUGCGCGCCCGCCGCAUGCUAUAGACUGUGGCCUGUGCCCGAAUAAUAUAUGAUAGGCAUUUUACGAAUACCAACAAUGUAAAAACUGCUCUUAUGUUUUCAAACAGGACGUAAAGUUAAAAACUUAAAGUAACUUAUGCUCCAGAAAACAAGAGUCCGGUGGCUCUGUCUAUUAAUUUUUACACUAAAUGCUUGUAUUAGUUCAGGAACUCCAAAAGAAGGAUAUAUAAAGAACUACAGUGUGAAAGAUAAAUAAAAUUAAUAAAUGAGUCUUCAUACUUAAUAAAAAGUUUUUAAGCAAUA
Nymphalis io (European peacock) is the source of this 1934-nucleotide messenger RNA. RefSeq lists its product as uncharacterized. NCBI's taxonomy places the organism in Eukaryota, Metazoa, Arthropoda, Insecta, Lepidoptera, Nymphalidae. The transcript is spliced from 8 exons. Bases 248 to 1579 code for a protein of 443 amino acids. The record is from RefSeq and is a predicted model, not a curated record. Gene Ontology annotation, molecular function: protein binding.